AUGUACACGUACGGUUGCUCCGCCUCCCGCCGUGGCAAUAGUUACAAAACUAUAUCUUUUUCCUUCUUUCUUUCUUUUCUUUUUCUAAAAAAAAAUAAAGGUAAAGAUAGUAGGGUUUUGGAAAGUGGUCCACGGCUUCCCGAACACCAUCAAGGUUUUUCUUCGGUAGUUGUCUGCCGUCUUUGCUAAGUAUAGCGCAAGAUGGAAAAGAAAAAGAAGUAUGGCAGCCCACCAACCAACCUAAUAUAUUAUACCAGAUGAUAAAUAGGUUAUGACGAAACUACUACCACUGAAUUUAUAACAGCAAUCCGGUCCAUUCGGGGCGCUAGCUGGUUAACUAGAGUCAAUUAAUACCUGUCGAUACCCCCCGUUGCUGGAGGACUCUGAAGAGCGCGAAAGAGGCACUCCCAUGUGCCGUAGUGCAUAACACUACAUACUUGGGAAACGGAAAAAACAGCAUAUCUGGGGCAGCAUACCGUUCGGAACAGAGCGCUUCUCGCGACAAAGAAAGCGAUUCUGAAAAUCUAAAGAAGCACGAAUCAGCAGGAGUGAGCGCCGUGGCGCCAAUGGGUACGGGGCUCUAAUUCAGCCGGCAGUGGAAGAGCACACGCACUACGGGUAAGUAAAGUAUACGGACUGAUGAUAGGUAGGUAAGGCUACAUUAAACGAGUGAUAAUUUAUGCUUCAUCCACGAUUUUGGGACUGUUCAAUGCCACUGCUGCCGUACAGUACUAUAUCUGUUAUGGUACCCGUGGAACGGGACUUGAUUUCAUGGUCAAGAUAUCCCUUGUUGUGUUGGCCUGCCUCGAUGAGCAAGCCUAGAAAGUGUAGGGCCUCGCAACUUCACCUCUAAGCUCAGGCUUGGAGGGCAAUGGCAGCCAGCCUUUCUACGUUACUUUUCACGUGUUAGAAACACUUGCACUAAGUCUUCAUAUUUUCUUUUCUCUAAAUUUGUAUCUAAACAAUCCCCACAUCUACGCUUC
Molecule: messenger RNA, 983 nt
Organism: Tuber melanosporum (Perigord truffle)
Lineage: Eukaryota; Fungi; Ascomycota; Pezizomycetes; Pezizales; Tuberaceae
Exons: 2
Coding region: 1-189 (62 amino acids)
Source: RefSeq, a predicted model, not a curated record